GACUUUGGCGGAUUUUGGAUUUAAAACUUACAGAGACUCCAACGUUGAAGUUGCUCAAUUGCACCAGCAGGAAGACGCGACUGCUAUAGCGAGACGGGGUUUUCUUUUUGUUGCACAAGGUUUUGAGCAAUAUUUGUCGUGAAUCAGAAUGGAAGAAACAGUGAAUCAACCUCUACUUGGAGACCAGGGCACAAGGCCACCUCGUAGCUUCCUACUCUCUUCAUGCUCUUCUGCAAUUGAAAGUUGGAGAAGUUCUUCCAUUUUGAGAGGAUCAAUUAUAACGUCUACAGAGGAGAGAAAGUUACAGAAAAGCUACUUUGAAGUGCUGGGUAUUUGCUGUUCAACAGAGGUUUCCCUGGUUGAGAAUAUACUCAAGUCUCUUGAUGGAAUCAAAGAGUUUUCUGUUAUUGUUCCAACAAAAACUGUCAUUGUUCUCCAUGAUAACCUUCGUGUUUCUCAGCUUCAAAUUGUUAAGGUGCUAAAUCAGGCAAGGCUAGAAGCAAAUGUAAGAGCAUAUGGAGAGACCAACCACCAGAAAAAAUGGCCUGGCCCAUUCAUAAUUGCUUGUGGUGUGUUAUUUCUACUCUCAUUUUUGAAAUACGUGUACUAUCCUUUGCGGUGGCUGGCUCUUGGUGCGGCGGUUGUCGGCAUAUUUCCGGUUGUCAAAAAAGGCUUUGCAUCCUUGAGGAAUCUUAGGAUUGAUAUAAGCAUUCUAGUUCUGAUUUCUGUGAUAGGGACAAUUGCGAUGGCUAACUAUACUGAAGCUGCAACCAUUGUCUUUCUGUUCACUGUUGCAGAAUGGCUUGAGUCGAGGGCAAGCCACAAGGCAAGUUCGGUGAUGCAGUCAAUGAUGAGCAUUGCUCCUCAAAAAGCUGUCAUCGCUAAAACUGGGGAAGAAGUAGAUGUUGGCAAUGUCGAGUUGAACACCAUCCUUGCAGUUAAGGCUGGUGAGCUCAUACCCAUGGAUGGAGUUGUAGUAGAUGGUGAAUGUGAAGUGGAUGAGAGAACUUUAACUGGGGAGUCAUUUCCUGUUGCAAAACAAAUUGAUUCCAUUGUCUUGGCUGGCACUAUCAACGUGAAUGGUUACGUUAGUGUAAAAACAACUGCUUUAGCUGAAGACUGUGUGGUGUCUAAGAUGGCAAAGCUAGUGGAAGAAUCUCAAAACAGCAAGUCAAAAACUCAGAGAUUCAUUGACAAAUGUGUCCAGAUAUAUACCCCAGUGGUGAUCAUUAUAUCAGCUUGUCUUGCCGUGAUCCCAGCUGCAUUAAGAGUUAACAAUCGCAACCACUGGUUUCACUUGGCUUUAGUUGUUUUAGUAAGUGCAUGCCCCUGUGCCCUUGUCCUCUCAACCCCUGUUGCAAGUUUCUGUGCACUUACAAAGGCAGCAGCAUCUGGUCUUCUAAUCAAAGGGGGCGAUUAUCUUGAAAUUCUUGCCAAAAUCAAGCUCAUGGCUUUUGACAAAACUGGCACAAUAACUAGAGGUGAAUUUGUUGUCACUGAUUUCCGAUCUCUUUGCAAUGACAUUAAUCUCAACUCAUUGCUUUACUGGGUUUCAAGCAUUGAGAGUAAGUCAAGUCACCCCAUGGCAGCUGCGCUUGUGGACUACGGAAGGUCACUUUCCAUCGAGCCGAAGUCAGAAGAUGUGGAAGAAUUUCAGAAUUUUCCUGGGGAAGGAAUUUAUGGAAGAAUUGAUGGGAUAGAUGUGUAUAUUGGAAAUAAAAAAAUCGCUCUUAGAGCUGGGUGUGGAACAGUUCCAACUCGGGAAGGUGAUUCACGGGGUGGAAAGACUGUUGGAUACAUAUAUGUUGGGGCAUCCCUGGCUGGAAUUUUCAGUGUCUCUGAUGCUUGUCGAUCAGGAGUUAUUGAGGCUGUAGAGGAGCUUAAGUUACUGGGAAUUAAAACUGCCAUGCUAACUGGAGAUAGUAAUGCAGCGGCAUUGCAUGUACAACAACAGCUAGGCAAUGUCCUAGAGUUAGUCCAUGCCGAGCUUCUUCCUGAAGACAAGGGAACAAUUAUUAAAGGAUUUAAGAGGGAAGGGCUGACUGCCAUGAUUGGAGAUGGCAUUAACGAUGCUCCAGCAUUAGCAAUUGCAGAUAUUGGGAUUUCAAUGGGCAUUGCAGGGUCAGCUCUUGCAACCGAGACAGCGCAUGUGAUUCUUAUGUCAAAUGACAUUAGAAAAAUACCUAAAGGCAUUCAACUUGCUAGAAAAGCUAGUAGAAAAGUUAUUGAAAAUGUCAUGUUGUCAUUUUCUCUUAAGGCAGCCAUCCUUGGCUUGGCCUUUGCAGGUCAUCCACUUAUUUGGGCAGCCGUUCUUGCUGAUGCCGGGACAUGCUUGCUAGUAAUUUUUAACAGCAUGCUGCUUUUGCGAGGAAUUGACAAACCUGGAGCAAAUACAAGCACGCAUAAAAUUAGAUGCAAUACCACUGGUGAUAGCCAGUUUUCUGAUAACCGUCAGCAUUGUUGCUCCAAGAAAAAGCCCCAGGAGGUGUCUGAGAAGAAAGCCAAGGAGUCAUGUGUGACCAAGAAUUGUUGUAAACAAUCAUGUCAGCCCAAGUCUAUGAGUUCUGACUCAUGUGGGAAUACCAUUCAGUCUUGUUGCUCUGAGAAGAAAGCCGAGGAGUUAUGUGAGACCGAAAAGUGUUGUAAACAAUCAUCCGCUUCAAAAUAUCAGCCUGAGCCUUCCAGUUCUGAUUCAUGCGGGAACAGCCUUCAGCCUCAUUGCUCUGAGAAGAAAGCUGAUAAGUUAUGUGAGACUGAGAAGUGUUGUACACAAUCAAGUCAGCCCAAGUCUCUUAGUUCUGACUCAUGCAAGAAUAGCCGCCAGAAAUGUUGCUCUGAGAAAAAAGUCCUGGAAAUAAGUGAGAAAAUUUGUUGUACACAAAUAUGUCCUUCAGAAUGUCAGCCGAGGCCCUUCAGUUCCGGCUCAUGUGGGAAUGACAAGUGCAUUGACUCAGCUGACAUUAAUAGACCUCAAUCUGGCAAGGCGAAGUGCUGUGAUCAAGGCAACUGUGACAUGGUCCAUACAGAUGUGACGGCACAAGAAAGACACAACUAUGGCUGUUCUGUUGCUAAAAGUUCGAUCUCGCCCACAGAAGACAAGAGUGAACGUUCACUUGAACAGCAGGCUGACUGCACAGAAGCUGUUGAGAAGUAUGUAGUGAAAAAUUGCCGCUGUUGCAAGCGUCAGAAUCAAGACCUGGCUGGGCAUCAAGAUUUGAUCAGCAAACGACUUCAUACAACCAUUGAUAUUCCAACGGAUUCAUACUAAGCAUUACCAGUGGAUUUGCUAGCAUCUGGCUUUGAUUUGUGCUACUCAUCUCUUGAUCAAACAUGGUAGGAGCUACGCAGUUCUAGACUCUGAAGUAGUAGUAUAAAUAACAGUGAACUUGAUAUGAUAAUUUGUGCUGCUCAUGUUUUGAUAAAACAUUGUAAGAGAGAAUUAUAUACUUCUUGAUUGAAAUCAUUGAGUUAGUGAAUGAAUUAGUUGUGAAAUGAGAUGGUCAGGUCUAUUGUAAA
This is a messenger RNA of Tripterygium wilfordii, 3516 nucleotides long. RefSeq names its product putative inactive cadmium/zinc-transporting ATPase HMA3. Gene Ontology annotation, molecular function: cadmium ion transmembrane transporter activity; ATPase-coupled monoatomic cation transmembrane transporter activity; ATP hydrolysis activity. NCBI's taxonomy places the organism in Eukaryota, Viridiplantae, Streptophyta, Magnoliopsida, Celastrales, Celastraceae. The record is from RefSeq and is a predicted model, not a curated record. Gene Ontology annotation, cellular component: membrane. The transcript is spliced from 11 exons. The coding region runs from base 149 to 3268 and encodes 1039 amino acids. Gene Ontology annotation, biological process: monoatomic cation transport.